This is a messenger RNA of Gossypium arboreum, 1220 nucleotides long. Its product is annotated as transcription factor LAF1. Lineage: Eukaryota; Viridiplantae; Streptophyta; Magnoliopsida; Malvales; Malvaceae. The transcript is spliced from 3 exons. The record is from RefSeq and is a predicted model, not a curated record. The coding region runs from base 178 to 1056 and encodes 292 amino acids.
GAUUUGUACCAUUAAUAACUUUUUGGGGGCCAGCUAUUUAUUGCAUUUGCAGUCUCUGCCCUUUGCUUCAUUGCUUAUUGCCCCUUAAUUUUUCCCUUUUCUCUUUGUCUCCUUUUUUUUAAAGCUUGUACCAAAGGACAAGCACUGGUUUCUUUCUCCUUCUAAAGCUAAAAGAAAAUGGUUUCCAAGCCAUCUGAAAAUAAUAAGCCAAAAGCUAAGCAUAAGAAGGGUUUAUGGUCACCCGAAGAAGAUUUAAAGCUUAGAAACUAUGUCCUUAAACAUGGCCAUGGUUGUUGGAGCUCUGUUCCCAUCAAUGCAGGGUUGCUGAGGAAUGGGAAGAGUUGCAGAUUAAGGUGGAUUAAUUACUUGAGACCGGGGCUAAAACGAGGAACUUUUACGCCGCAAGAGGAGGAGACGAUUCUCACCCUUCAUCAUUUGUUAGGCAACAAGUGGUCACAAAUUGCACAAAAUUUGCCUGGGAGAACAGAUAAUGAGAUAAAGAACUAUUGGCAUUCAUAUCUGAAAAAAAGAAUUGCAAAAGCUGAAGAAAUGGAUUCUCAAGCAAGGAGUCAAUGCACAACUUCAAGCUCGGAAAACAAACAAUCCACACCCUCCUCUCGAAUUUUCUCUGACCAAAUGCCAACCUAUGAAUCGUUCAAUCACAUUGAUAAACUCUCGGUAAGCACUGAUCGAGCCGUUCCGCAGCAUGUUAUCGAUUUCUCCAAAGAGCCACAAAGAAGCCCCCUGCCAAAGGUUUUAUUCGCAGAAUGGCUAUCGCUUGAUCAAGAAUGCGGUCCGGCGGCUACCUCUUAUGGAUUUAAUCACAAUUCAAGUUCAAACUUCCAAGACCCUUUUAUGGACGCGUUCUUGUUAAACGAAGGAACAUUCGGUGGCAGUGAUCUUCACGAUGGACUAAGCAACGGGUCGGCAAACGAAAUGUUUAGCUCACAAUUCGAUUUCGAAACCCAAAUUUCUGGGAACCAGUUCGUUGGUUCCUUAUCUGGGGAUGAUAUAUGCAGUGAUUUCAAUAUGAAUAACAAUGUAAUGUACAUGUAAAAUGGCUAAAAAGAUACUUCCUUUCAUUGUAUAGAGAUAUAAUGAGAUAAAAGUACCAUAAAGUUUAUUGUAUUAAGAGUCUGAUUGCAUUUUGCCUUCUUACUCAAAAAUGGGCAAAUUACCUAUACAUUAGAUCAAAGAGUAAAUUGGUCUUUAUAUUAAAA